Messenger RNA from Penicillium diatomitis, 1209 nucleotides. Its product is annotated as ELL-associated factor. The record is from RefSeq and is a predicted model, not a curated record. The coding region runs from base 1 to 1209 and encodes 402 amino acids. The transcript is spliced from 2 exons. Lineage: Eukaryota; Fungi; Ascomycota; Eurotiomycetes; Eurotiales; Aspergillaceae.
AUGUCCACCAUGAUCGACCCGACCAAACAGGCUGAAUAUCCCAUCGUCCUGGGGAACAGACUAGCCAAAAAUACCGCUUCAGGUCGUCUCGUGAAUGUGAACUACAAUUACAAAUCCAAGUCUGCAACACCUCAGCAGCGAUCUAAAAUCACUCGAUCUACCCUCUCGCGAGACCUCUAUGACCUGUCCGUCACCGAUAAGCCCUCGAAUGCCGACCACACCAUCACAUAUUCGUAUGUCGGAAGUGAGGAUCCCUCCGGGGACCAGUCGCUGGUUCUGGUCUUUGACCCAGAGCGCAAGGUGUUUGUGUUGGAACCGGUUUCCACCAAACUGAAUUUCAAUCUACGAUCCGCUCCUGGGAAGACGGAGAAGCAAGUUCUGGAACAGUAUGAACAGCUGCGGAUAUCACAUGAGGGAGACAACACAUCCACGGCGGAUCACAAUGGGGGAAAUGAGACUGAGGACGAAGGACCGGCUGACGAGAGCAAUCCUUAUGACUUUCGGCACUUUUUGCCUAAAGAAGGCGCAGAGGAUCCCAAGGUCCCUUCGAGAACUUCAACGCCGGAGCCAAGUAAUACCAGCAAGACCGGCACACCUAAUCUCCCACCGAGCCGACCCACAGUAAAGACGGCACCGCAACCGAGGGCGCCAAAGGCUCCAGCGAAUCCGCUACGGGAAGUCAAGCGUGUUCAGAAACCCCCUGUGAAGCCGAAGGUAGCUCGAGAGAAGCCCGCGGACCAGGCUCCUGAGCCGGUGCCUCCUAAAGACCUACCGACCGAGCGAGAUGAGUCUCGGAUGUCAGAAUCAGAUGCCGGCACGGCAAACGGCUCGCAGCAGUCUGUCCAGUCUCCCGGCUCAAAUAUCAUCAUCGACGGCGAGCUCAUCAUUGAUAUGGGCUCGCCCCCUCCCAAAAGGGCUUUCAAAGUCAAUCCCUCUUUCUUUUCCUCGAACAACACGCCUAGCGACGACCAAGAGGCGAACGACUCUGAGGUGGAUAUUGACUCGGGAAACUCAACCUGCCCCCCUGCGGGCUCUGUCGGGACUGGAGACGAUAUGGAGGAGGACGAUGAUGACGCAUUGGCCGCGGAGAUGGAAGCUGCUUUCGAGGCAAGCGCACGGGAAGAAGAAGCCCUUGGUCACAGAUACGGAGAAGGCAACUACAUCGUGGGCAUGGGUAGCGAUGAGAGUGAAGUCAGUGAAGAGGAGUAG